GUGUGCCCAUUUUAUUUUAAUUUUUGAAAGCAUGGUUCCAAACUUCCAAUUCUAUACAUUUGCAUGCUACUUAAGGUGUGAUAAUGAAUGCAGACGUCAAACGCGGUAAAACAACGUACGCAGGAUCGUUGAUGCAAUGAUGCCCCACUCGCUGCAUGUUUUCACGUUAACUUGAAAGAAAAAGUCGGAUCACGUCCACGCUCGUCUUACAAUUCUCUCCGAUCCACCUACGAAAAUCCAUAUUCGUUCCUUUUUCAAUUCUCCAGCAAUUUUUUAGAUUGUUUCAAGGUUCGUGGACUCCAUAUUCAAUUCCUUUCAACGUUUUUUCUUACAAUUCAAACAGCUUACGCCGAGCGAGGAUCGAGUAGUGUGCGAAGAGCGAGCGAGAAGUGUUUCUGAAUUUGAUCGGGUUUAAUUUGCUGCGGUGGAGAAGGAAAUACAUACAAAAUGGGCGAGGGGGAUGAUAAGGACUCGUUGGCGUACUCGCCGACGUGGGUGGUGGCCGCCGUCUGCACUUUCAUCAUCGCCAUUUCCCUCUCCGUCGAACGCAUCCUGCACUACACCGGAUCGCAUCUGAAGCGGAAGAAUAUGAAGCCCCUAUACGAAGCUCUCCAUAAAGUUGAAGAAGAGUUGAUGCUGUUGGGGUUUAUAUCAUUGCUGCUGGCUGUGUUUCAAGAUCGCAUAAGCAAAAUCUGCAUACCUCCGGAGGCGAUGCAUCAAAUGCUUCCGUGUACGGGACCUCAGGAAAAAGCCGCUGUGGAGUCUGAAAUGGCGGCUCCUCCUGUUUACCCAGGCGCAGAGUUCGAUAAUCAGCAAUCGCCGCCUCCACUGCUCGGUUUCCACGAUGAAGGCGCUCCUUACUGCGCUAAGAAGGGUAAGAUGCCAAUACUAUCUGUCCACGCCUUGCAUCACCUGCACAUCUUUAUCUUUACCUUGGCAACCGUGCACAUUACAUCUACCCUCAUUACCCUUAUAUUUGGAGUACUGAGGAUACGGCAAUGGAAGAUCUGGGAGGAUGAAAUUGCAAAAGCUAGUUACCAGACUGAGACUGAGUCUGGGAUCACUGAUGUCCAACAACAUGAUUUCAUUAAGUCUCGAUUUAAGGGCAUUGGUAAACGUUCAACUAUCUUGGGUUGGUUGCACUCCUUUGCUAAGCAGUUUUAUGGUUCUGUCACCAAGACAGAUUAUAUGGCACUUCGUUUGGGAUUCAUUAUGACGCAUUGCAGAGGAAAUCCAAAGUUCAAUUUCCACAAGUACAUGAUUCGCGCGUUGGAAGAUGAUUUCAAGAAAGUUGUUGGAAUUCGUUGGUAUUUGUGGAUAUUUGUCAUUCUCUUCUUGUUGCUGAACAUUCACAAUUGGCAUACAUAUUUUUGGGUAUCAUUCAUUCAUUUUGGACUUGUUAUUGCUGUGGGUACUAAGCUGCAGCAUGUGAUUAUACAAUUGGCUCAUGAGGUUGCUGAGAAGCAUGCUGCCAUAGAGGGUGAACUGGUUGUGCAUCCUUCAGAUGAUCACUUCUGGUUUCACCGCCCCAGAAUUAUUCUGUAUUUGUUACACUUCAUUCUCUUCCAAAAUGCUUUUGAAAUAGCAUUCUUCUUCUUGAUAUGGACGGAAUAUGGCAUUCAUUCCUGCAUAAUGGAGAAAUCCCAGUACUUUGUGCCUAGGCUCGUCAUAGGGUUUAUCAUUCAGUUACUUUGCAGCUAUAGCACAUUGCCACUGUAUGCCAUUGUUACACAGAUGGGAAGCCACUUCAAGCAGUCGAUAUUUGACGAUCAUAUACGAGCCAGCCUCGUCGACUGGGCUCAAAAGGCGAAGCAGAGGCAGGGGCAAAAAGCUGCUGCAAAUGCUGCUGGAGAUGAAGGUUCAUCAUCCACAGCCACAGGCGUGCAGACGGGAGAGAUUCGGUCAGCCAACAACCAGGACCAGUCAGCCAUUGAUAUUCGCCAGGCUUAAAGAAUCCUUUGCAGAUUGCAAUAUAAUGCCCGUUUUGUCGAUCUCCAACUUCCACAACUCUUUGCAGCUCAGGCUCAGGAUCUGAUCAUUUGUGUAUAUAGGUGAUGGCGAGUCCCCCGCGCUCACUGUACUAAAUUUUGUAUCAUGUAAUGUGGUUUAAGACUUAAGAGUACUAUACUAAAUUUUGUAUCAUAUUGUGAGUCUAAUUUUAUUGUAAUGAAUGAAUAUGUAAGAUCACGAUAUUUAACGAGUUGAAUUA
Messenger RNA from Ipomoea nil (Japanese morning glory), 2209 nucleotides. RefSeq names its product MLO-like protein 1. The record is from RefSeq and is a predicted model, not a curated record. Gene Ontology annotation, cellular component: membrane. Gene Ontology annotation, biological process: defense response. The coding region runs from base 448 to 1950 and encodes 500 amino acids. The transcript has 14 exons. NCBI's taxonomy places the organism in Eukaryota, Viridiplantae, Streptophyta, Magnoliopsida, Solanales, Convolvulaceae.